This is a messenger RNA of Oldenlandia corymbosa var. corymbosa, 738 nucleotides long. Lineage: Eukaryota; Viridiplantae; Streptophyta; Magnoliopsida; Gentianales; Rubiaceae. The record is from the annotation of a GenBank genome assembly.
AUGGCUUCCUCUGCGGCCGAUUCAUCUCCUUUCAAGAAGGUCCAAAUUCAAAGGGAUGACACCACAUUUGAUGCCUAUGUAAUUGGGAAAGACGACGCUCCUGGUAUUGUAGUGGUGCAAGAGUGGUGGGGUGUAGAUUUCGAGAUUAAAAACAAUGCUCAGAAGAUUUCUCAGUUUGAUGGAGGCUAUAAGGCACUUAUACCCGACUUGUACCGUGGGAAGGUUGGUCUUGAAGUUGCUGAAGCACAACACUUGAUGGAUGGCCUUGACUGGCAAGGAGCUGUGAAGGAUAUUGAAGCUUCAGUUAACUGGCUCAAGGCAAAUGGUUCCAAAAAGGUUGGUGUAACUGGAUACUGCAUGGGUGGGGCUCUUUCCAUUGCUAGUUCAGUUUUGGCCCCUGGAGUCGAUGCUGUUGUAGCCUUCUAUGGAGUUCCUUCACCAGGUCUUGCCGACCCUGCUCAAGCCAAGGCACCUGUGCAGGCUCAUUUUGGUGAGCUUGACGGUUUUGUUGGAUUCUCAGAUCCAGAGACUGCAAAAGCAUUAGAACAAAAGCUGAAGGCAGCAGGAGUCCCACAUGAAGUAUACAUCUACCCUGGACUUUCACAUGCCUUCAUGAAUAGCUCUCCGGAAGGGGAGGAAAGGAGAAAGAAGAUGGGACUGAAUGACAAAGACGAUGCUGGUGUGGAGUUAGCUUGGUCUCGUUUCCGAUCAUGGAUGAAGAAGUACUUAACUUCCUGA